CAGAAAAGUUACAAGCCCCUUAUUUUUUUCAUAAAUUUUCAGCAAGCAAUUUAAACUCGUAAAAAUCCCUAUAAUUAAGUCAGUAAAAUAGAGUACGGUUUGAUAAAUGGAUAGACAUUACAAAAGUUCAUCUGAAUUAUCUAAAAAACGAAGAUCCAGGAGUCCAAUUGAUAGAAAAGAUGAUAAAUACCAUCAAAAACAUCGUAGUAGAGAAGACUACAAAAAAAGAUCCAGAUCAUCAUCCAGUAAUUCAAGUGAAGAUGAAAGACAUCAUAAAAAGCCUACAAAUCCACCACCAGCACCGAAAAUAUCUAUGAAUUUCACUAAAUCUACAACUUUAUUGAAGCCAGCCACUGGAAUUCAGAUAAAAUUAAGUACUCCGGCUAAGCCAGCACCAUUGAUACAAAAAAGUACGAAAAUCAGCAAUGUAUUUAAUGCGGAUAGUGAGCCUGAAGAAGAAAUGCCACCUGAAGCAAAAAUGCGUAUGAGAAAUAUCGGAAAAGAUACACCGACUUCCUCAGGACCUAAUUCUUUCGGCAAGACUAAGCAGGGUUUUAUUGACACGAAGAAGCUAUUCGAAAGGAAAUUGAAGCAAAUGGCUGAUGAGAUUUCAAAUGAUUAAGAUAAGACUAUGAGCAGCAAAAGCAGUAAGUAAAUUUUACCAAAAUCGAUGAUAUGUGAAAGAAUUUUAUGUACAUGUUCUAUAUUUCCCUGUUAUAAGAAACUUUAUCUUUGAUCCAUGAAGAGUUUUGAGGCAUUUUGAAGAUGAUAAAUU
This is a messenger RNA of Chironomus riparius, 775 nucleotides long. The record is from the annotation of a GenBank genome assembly. NCBI's taxonomy places the organism in Eukaryota, Metazoa, Arthropoda, Insecta, Diptera, Chironomidae.